Abrus precatorius (Indian licorice) is the source of this 1577-nucleotide messenger RNA. Its product is annotated as cold-responsive protein kinase 1-like. Gene Ontology annotation, molecular function: ATP binding; protein kinase activity. The transcript has 6 exons. Gene Ontology annotation, biological process: protein phosphorylation. The record is from RefSeq and is a predicted model, not a curated record. NCBI's taxonomy places the organism in Eukaryota, Viridiplantae, Streptophyta, Magnoliopsida, Fabales, Fabaceae. Bases 1 to 1338 code for a protein of 445 amino acids.
AUGUCUUCCCCUACAAACUUUUAUCAUAAGUCAGCAGUAAGAGUUCUAAGAUAUCUCAAAGGAGCACCAGGACAAGGCCUAUUCUAUCCCACUUCUUCUACAUUACAGCUUAAAGCAUUUAGUGAUUCAGAUUGGGGAACUUGUUCAGAGACUCGAAGAUCCAUCAUCGGCUACUGCAUCUUCUUAGGAGACUCUCUAAUUUCCUGGAAAUCCAAGAAGCAAUCCACUACAUCCAGAUCAUCGUCUGAAGCUGAGUACAGGGCUCUUGCUUCCACUAUGUACUACCCAGAUGGAGAUAAUGAUGGAAGCUUUCGUGUAUUCACUUAUAACCAAUUGAAAUUAGCCACUAAUAAUUUUCAGUCCUCAUACAAGGUUGGAGAAGGUGGCUUUGGUUCUGUCUAUAAGGGGAGGCUUAAGGAUGGUUCUUUUGUAGCUGUGAAGGUGCUGUCGGUUGAGGUUGAAUCCAUGCGAGGAGAGAGAGAAUUUGUGGCGGAAUUGGCUACACUUGCUAAUAUAAAGCACCAAAAUCUAGUAAGUCUCAAAGGGUGUUGUGUGGAAGGUGUUCAUAGAUAUUUAGUCUAUGAUUACAUGGAGAACAAUAGCCUCCACAAUACUUUCUUAGCUUCGGAGGAGAGAAGGAUGGGAUUCAGCUGGGAAACAAGGAAGGAAGUAUCCAUAGGUGUGGCUCGGGGGCUUGUCUUUCUCCAUGAAGAGCUUAAGCCUCAUAUUGUACACAGAGACAUCAAAGCCAAAAAUAUACUUAUUGAUCGGAAUUUCAUACCAAAAGUUUCAGACUUUGGUUUGGCAAAAUUGCUAAGAGAUGAAGCAUCUUACAUCAGCACUCGAGUUGCAGGGACAUUGGGUUACUUGGCUCCAGAGUAUGCUAAUUCCGGUCAAGUUUCGCGAAAAUCAGAUGUUUAUAGCUUUGGAGUAUUACUUUUACAAAUUGUCAGUGGCCUAGCAGUUGUAGAUGCCUAUCAAGAUAUUGAACGUUUUAUUGUAGAGAAGGCGUGGGCUGCGUAUGAAGCUAACAAUUUAUUAAAGUUGGUGGAUCCCAUGCUUAAUAUGAACUUCCCAUUGGAAGAAGCCUUAAAAUUCCUAAAGGUGGGGCUUCUUUGCGUGCAAGAAACCGCCAAGCUUAGGCCACGAAUGUUAGAGGUUGUAGACAAGUUGACCAACAACAAUGUUGAUAUGAAAGAUGUUCACAUUUCAAAACCAGGUUUUGUUGCUGACCUCAGGAACAUCAGAAUCAAACAACAAAACUCGUCCCAGGUAUCAAGUUCUGCUGGAGCAACCUUUGCAAGCUCAAUUUGGAGUACGGUCAAUCUUGCCCGUUAAUUGGAUUGUGCACCUUGUAUAGCACUGUAAGGGUUGAUCAAGUGUUUAUAGCCAAUUUUUUGUUCUUUGUAGCGUUUUCUUCAUUUUUUUUGUUUCUUUUUAAUAUUUUAUAGGGAGAGUCACAUUUUUUUAGGUCCAGAGAGAUCUCAUGGGGUGGGGGGGGAAGAACAAGUAGUGUAAGGCACCUGUAAUCUUCAAGCUCUAAAUGACACUGCGGAUUGCAGAUCCUGUCCUCAACU